UCUCCAGUGCUGAUUCACUCUCAAAUGCUGGCAGCUCGGUGAAGAGAUUUUGUUGCCUGUGCACCUGUUCUUAUCUGAUACAAGAAAAAGGUUGAAAACAAAGGAAAAAUGCAUUAUUUAAAAAUCACAGCAAGCUUCCUCCUGACUGUCCAUGCUUUUCACCUGGCAUCGUCACAAGAGUCAACCGACUCACCGAGGCAAACAAUGGACAGAGACUGGCUCCGUGGGUUUCUCAAAAAUGCAACUGAAAGUCAAAACACUACAGAACAAGAGGCACAAUAUUAUUCUGGCAGUGAUACUGGUGAGGAGUCAAGCAUCGAUUACAGUGGCACAGCAUCUGGCUCCAUGGCAGUGAACUACUUAGAAGAGGAGAACGUGUUAAGACAUGAAACAGAGGGAAAUAAUGGAUCUGAUGUUGUCAAUACCACGCUGCCUUCCACAGAUUCAAGUAAUACAACCAAGCUUCCAGAACUGUCAAACACCACAGUUACGAUCACAACAACAGGUACCACAAAGCAGAGCCCGGUCAACAUGACAGAAGCUGGGGAGGAAUCUUCCGGCUCAGCUACGACCUCUCAAACCUCCACCACUCCAAAGUCAACGGCUUCAUCAUCCGCUCAAACAUCCACAACAAAAUCAAAGGAAGAUUUAAACAGCAGCACAACAACUCCCAGCACAACAACUCCCAGCACAACAACUCCCAGCACAACAACUGUAACAACCACAGCAAAACCAAUGAUCGAAGAGACAUCCAACACACAUUCGACUACAACAACUCUUCCUCCUGAAACCACAGGACUAAUCCCUGAGACGACGACAUCUGCUGCAUUGAACACACCUGAGAAGGUCAACAGGACAGCCUUGGGGGACGACGAAGAGAGAGAAUUUGCAUCAGAUGCACGCAGCAGUAAAAGUAAUAGAGCGUGGGCAGCUGUGCUGGGAACAGGAGUGGCUGUGGCCUGUGUGGGACUGGUGGCCUACAUCAUUCUGAAAAAGAAGAGACAGAGGGAUUUCUCUCACAGGAAACUGGUUGAGGAGUUUCAUCCAGACCCAGUUCUCAGGUUAGACAACAGCGAACCUUUGGACUUGAACUUUGGUGGUGGAGCCUAUUACAAUCCAGCACUCCAGCGGGACAACAUCCAAAUGUCCAACUUUUCAGGACACAGGAGAUGAAGAAGACUCCCAAGACCAAAGUCAUGAACUCCACUGAUUGCCUUCUUCUGGCUUUUUCUGUAAAUACGUAAAUGAGAUGGUGUAGCUCUUAUAUGAGAUUAUGAAUUAUAUUAAUAAUGAGUAGAUUUAUCAAAGUGAAAUAGAGGGAUUACUGAAGCCAAUCUAUCUGAAGUCUACUUCUGUAGCCAUUACUGUCAGCCAUUUACAUAUGUAUGCUGCCAAAGGGAAUAAAAUGAAGAGUAUGAUUUAUCUAUGGAGGGUGUAAAAAUGCAUAUUUAUUAUAACUUUGCUUAACUAUAACUGUGCCUUCGUUUUAAUUACAAAUUAUAUGAUCAGAAGAGAAGAAAGUAGAAUUUUACUCCUGCGGAUGCAAAACAUUUGCAGGGAAAAAAAAAAGAUUAUUCAAAUGUAUUUGUAUAGAGCCAAAUCAUAACAUGUAUUAUCUCAAGGCACUGCACAUAGAGUUAUUGUGGCCUUAACGACAAAAUUACAAAGCCUUAUGAACAAUAACAUUUUCCAUAGCAUCUCACACCUGUUGUUAUGGCACAAGGAAGGAAAUAAGAAGUAACAUUUGAACGUCACGGCCGACAGACACAGCCAGAGACUGAAAAUUUGACCGAACCAAAGGUUUGAGUUUGUCUCGCUUCAAAGUGAGCGCUGGGGGAAGGCUGCUGGCUGCUGGUUUGUUAUUCAUAUACUUAGGUUUUAGUAUUCAUGAAGGCAGUUGUGUAUUUGGUCUCAGCACUACUCAGUAGCGGCAUCUCUAUUAUCCUUCUUAAAUCUUCUGACCUCCAGGUGUCCAAACAGAGUUGAGUUUAUCGUAUAGCGACAGCGCGCAGCGCAGAGAUUUACACCUCGUAGCGUUUACCCGCUGCAAACUAUAAUCUAUUGAAAUGUGAAAUGUGACUUAAAAAAUACAAACAAACUUAUUACUAAUUACACAAUUUCUCCUGUGUUUUUAUUUGACUUCAGCAAGAGUCUCUAACUUGACUGAUACAAUGUGGCUGGGUGGGCAAGGGGGCAGGAAUAAACUGCACUUUUUCAUUUCCUCAUGCUCUCAUUAUGUUAUAUUUCUGCAUUAUACUACAUUAUCGAAUAAAUGUUCAUCUCUCAUCAUUGACGUUUGCACUUGAUCAAUAUUCUUUACAAUAUUCUUUAAUUAGACAAACUUAACUCUGUUGGUGUGUUUUUAUUCUGACUAAACGUUCAGUGGGACUGCUUCAUCGCUCUAAUUUCAAACAUCAGUCAGUGUGAGGAGCAUUUUGUCUGAAGGAGAAUAGUUUUGAGUCACAGUGUUAAAGAAUUGUAAUGGAAUCUGAUGAUGCCUUAAUAAACAAAAAGCAAAUA
Molecule: messenger RNA, 2520 nt
Organism: Solea senegalensis (Senegalese sole)
Lineage: Eukaryota; Metazoa; Chordata; Actinopteri; Pleuronectiformes; Soleidae
Gene: muc15
Product: mucin 15, cell surface associated
Exons: 4
Coding region: 109-1173 (354 amino acids)
Source: RefSeq, a predicted model, not a curated record